Styela clava is the source of this 1534-nucleotide messenger RNA. RefSeq lists its product as uncharacterized. The record is from RefSeq and is a predicted model, not a curated record. Lineage: Eukaryota; Metazoa; Chordata; Ascidiacea; Stolidobranchia; Styelidae.
CCUCGAAUUUGUAUGUUAUUUUUUAUGACAGGAGUCCAUAUUUUUGUAUUUCUCGCUGGGAGUAUGUCAGAAUGAAUGUUUUUCAUUGGUCUUGUGGCGAGAACUGUAAGAUUGUGGACACCGAAGCCAUCUCCUGUGGUUACACUAACGGCAUACACGUUACCGUUAUGUUACUUAUUUUAUUCACGCAGCUUCGUCCAUUCCUACACGGUUAUCAAUUUGUAAAAACGAAAGAAAAGAAGAAAAGGAUCGGCUGUUGUAAUGUCGCCAACAGUGACUCCGACUGGCGAACAUUGCGGCAUACUAGAAGACAAAUAAGUCCUGCCUUCUUUCUUCCAGACAGGCACGAGCGUGUCACGUGUUAACUUGUCUGUCUAUGUUGUUCUCAACAAAGGACAGACAGAGUACGUUCGUCGCCAUGUUUGCCAUCAAGUCGAGAUCAAAUGGUGUAGGAAAGAAUCAGCGAUAUUCAAUCUAUUGGACGCCAGAAAAAGAAAUUCAAAUGAUCAAGUACUUUGAAGAGCACAGAUAUAUGUGGGAUACAGACCACAUUCUUUUUCACAAACGUGAGCCACGCAUGAAAGGAUAUUCUGAACUUGUUCAACUGCUCGACAUUGACGAAGGGACAAUCCGACAGCGCUGGUCAUCGAUGAGAUCGCAAUUUUGCCGCGAAGAGAGAAAAGUAACUGUUAGUCCGACGUAUGUUCCGACCUGGGACCACUAUACCACACUUUUGUUCCUGAGAAAAUCAGAUUCCAGCACAGCAGAUCGCAAUCGUCAGUAUAACAAUGUGUAUGAAGGGUCGCAAAAUAAAGAGCUACAAGUGAAGGAAGAGUAUGGAGAAGUGGUGUCACUGUCACAAGUGUAUGGAGGUGACGAAGACCAGUCGCCGCUUGUUCAAGACAACCUUAGUUUUUCGCAGAACCUGAUACAUGAGGAAGAGGACAGUGACGACGACCAGGAGAAUGCAAUAAUUGAAAAUGCCACGAGUUUAUCGGACAGGCAGAACAACCGCACUACAGCUCCCGCCGCUGGAGAACCAGUUGCAUACGUGAGAAAACAUCGGAUACAACGACGCGUGAGACGGUGGAAUCCAGACUACCAACAAAAACACAACGAUUCCUCGUCCGCGUUUUUGCAACCAUCUUCUAGUCCCCCUGCUUUGGAAGCAAUAAAAGAGCCAAGACCAUCUAAAGAGAACGAGUCAUUUUCACAGUAUAUCGCAAACGUUUUGGGUAGGUUCCACCCAGACAAACAACGCAGAUGCAGAAAUGAACUCUUGCGGAUAAUUCUAAAGUAUGACAUGUGUGACGAUGAAGCUAAUGACGGGAGCCACUAGUGAUGUUGGCAAAAACCUCUGGCAUAUUUCUUGUCAGAGCACCUUCGCUGGAGUGGGGUAUUCUCGGGUAGGGGCAUAAGUGUAAUUGACCUUUGGAUGCAGAGUCAAAGUUGACGGGCUAACUCGGAUUCGAUGGUUGCAUGAGAACUGCGUUAUUAUGACCCUGCUGUUUUAUAAAUAAAAUAAACAUGUAUA